AUGUCUACUUUUCGUGUUGAUGAGUUGAUCAAUUAUUUUAAAUCACACAACAAAAUUAGGGAGCAACAAAGUCAUUCUGCUAAAGUACACAGUGUAGGAUGGAGUUGUGACGGAAAACUCUUAGCUUCGGGAUCUUUUGAUAAAUCUGUUUGUAUUUUCUCUCUUUCUCCGGAUCGUUUAAAACAAGAAAUAACAUUUAGAGGACAUGGUGGUAGCGUAGAUCAGCUGUGCUGGCAUGCCUUUUAUCCAGAAUUAUUAUCUACCGCAAGUGGAGACAAGACAGUUAGAAUUUGGGAUACAAGAACACAAAAAUGCACAGCAAAUAUUAGCACAAGAGGUGAAAAUAUUAAUAUAUCAUGGUCACCUGAUGGUAAUACAAUAGCAGUUGGAAACAAAGAAGACUUAGUGACUUUUAUUGAUGCACGAGUAAUGAAGAUGCGUGUUGAAGAACAGUUUAAUUUUGAAGUGAAUGAAAUCUCAUGGAAUAAAGACUCUGACACAUUUUAUUUAACUAAUGGUCAAGGUUGUGUACAUAUCCUUAGUUAUCCAGAUUUAGAGUUGUUACAUGUAAUUAAAGCACAUCCAGGAACAUGUAUUUGUAUAGAGUUUGAUCCUACUGGAAGAUACUUUGCAACUAUGAGAACAUUUUCAAGAUUAGAGUGGCCAGUAAGAACUAUUUCAUUUUCUUAUGAUGGACAACUAUUAGCUGCAGCAUCUGAAGAUCUUGUGAUAGAUAUAGGUGAAGUGGAAACUGGAGAAAAAAUUGCAGAUAUACCAGUAGAGGCAGCAACUUUCACAGUUGCAUGGCACCCAAAACAAUAUUUAUUAGCAUAUGCAUGCGAUGACAAAGACACUUAUGACAGAAAACGAGACGCUGGCAGUUUAAAAGUAUUUGGAUUUGCCAAUGAUUAAAACAUUAUUUUUAAACUUUUAUAUCAAAAUACAUU
Eufriesea mexicana is the source of this 947-nucleotide messenger RNA. It is a transcript of the gene tex, whose product is annotated as THO complex 3 homolog tex. Gene Ontology annotation, cellular component: THO complex part of transcription export complex. Gene Ontology annotation, biological process: mRNA export from nucleus. The transcript has 2 exons. The record is from RefSeq and is a predicted model, not a curated record. Bases 1 to 912 code for a protein of 303 amino acids. Lineage: Eukaryota; Metazoa; Arthropoda; Insecta; Hymenoptera; Apidae. Gene Ontology annotation, molecular function: protein binding.